Mastomys coucha (southern multimammate mouse) is the source of this 1263-nucleotide messenger RNA. RefSeq names its product peroxisomal testis enriched protein 1 (gene Pxt1). Gene Ontology annotation, biological process: positive regulation of apoptotic process. NCBI's taxonomy places the organism in Eukaryota, Metazoa, Chordata, Mammalia, Rodentia, Muridae. Gene Ontology annotation, cellular component: peroxisome; nucleus. The record is from RefSeq and is a predicted model, not a curated record.
AUGGGAAAGCGAGCUGCAGACUUGGUGGUGAAAGAGGCUGGAGAAGAACCAGGAAGUGCCAUUCCAAAGUCUGCAGAUGCUGAUGGGGACUCGGUGUGCUCCUCCCACGGCUCUCACUCGCCUUGGUUCCUUUGCUCACCCUGCAGUGGCCGGACACCACCAUGUACCAUCCGGGGCACUGGAAGCUCUGGCUCACAGGGAAAACAACAACAGAUCCCACCCAAUGGCAUUGUUUAUAAACCUAAAGAAGUUCUGAAUCCUACUUUCAAAGUAACAAAUUGUUACAGAUCGCCCUGGGCAAACAAACUUCUUCAGAGAAGCGAGACUCAACUUGUUUGCCGGCAGCAGGUUCCAGCUAUGCCAAGGAACCCAGGUCACAGUCCGCUUUGUCAGCCUAAAGAGAACACUGGCCAGAACCAUCAUCAUCAGCCGGAAGAAAUCCAGACACUGACCAUGCAGCUGAGACACAUUGGGGACAGUGUCAAUCAAAGGAUGAUUGAAGAGCAUUUUCCACGGGAAGUCUGGGACGCGCUGGUUCCUUUUGUGGCGCUGAUGUUCCUGAGAGGCCAGGUGCUGCUGCGAUUUUUCUGGAACAACCAUUUGCUGUAAAGGACAGACAGACAGACAAGCCCCACCCUCUGGCUGCCAAUCCCCAAGGGGCAGGAGUCAAGCUGCGGGGUCCCAAACCCUCUCCAACCCCGCCUCCUCCCACCGUGGAUGGAGGUCUACCUCUGUGUCAGUUUGCUGAAGUUGCUGAUUGGAUGUCCAGCGUCUACAGAGGCCUCCCCCUGGGUCAUGCCCUUUGACCCUGCAUUUAUCACCGCUGUCUAGAUCUUCAUUGAGAACCAACUUCAUUAAGAGACUGGUCUACAUGGCUCGCAGGUCCUCUGCUCUGUGCAAAGCUGGAAGGAGCUGGGUCUCCAUUACGCAGACCUGAGCCCUGGCCCAGCCACCCUUCCCUUCUGUUAGACACCGCCACCUGUUCCUGGUCUCUCUCCUGCUCUGACUGUACCAGGCAGGCUUCUUUCUCAGGCCUAUGGAAGCCCUCCUGCCUCUGAGGUUCCCUCAGGCCUCGCCUCACCUCAUCCCUCACCCGCAGCCCACAGACGUUUCCAGAGUGCCUCCUGCGUGCCCAGCAGACUCACCUUCUAGGGAGCUUGGAGGCUGAGACAGUUACACCCAUGGCUCACCAGGAUGCCUCUGCCUGUUGUGUUUGCUUUAAUCUUUCUUGUUUUUUUUCCCAGGCUUUGUCUGUCUCACAGC